Lytechinus pictus (painted urchin) is the source of this 6253-nucleotide messenger RNA. RefSeq names its product solute carrier organic anion transporter family member 4A1-like. Bases 961 to 3081 code for a protein of 706 amino acids. Gene Ontology annotation, biological process: transmembrane transport; sodium-independent organic anion transport. Gene Ontology annotation, cellular component: plasma membrane. Gene Ontology annotation, molecular function: protein binding. The record is from RefSeq and is a predicted model, not a curated record. The transcript has 12 exons. Lineage: Eukaryota; Metazoa; Echinodermata; Echinoidea; Temnopleuroida; Toxopneustidae.
ACUAUUAGGAUUUUUUUUUUGGGGGGGGAGGGGGGGUGGUCGCAUAUUGAUACACGAAGGUCUAUAGUACAAUAAUACCCUCACCCCCACACUUUUUCUCUUUCUCAUUUCGCCUUUCCACUCAGUCCAAUCAACCUCUCUCUCCCCUCCCUCCUCCCUCCUCCCCCCUCUCACUCUCUCUCUCUCUUACUCUCCCUAAACCUUCUUUUCUUUACUUUUUUUUAUCUUAUGUCCGGUUUCUUUAUCUUUAUAUACCGUAUCUCGCUUCAUAUUCCCCUUUACAAUAAAAAUUACCCUUAAUUAUGUUCUUCUAUUGGUGACGGACUUGAUGGGGUUCCUGAGUCAAUAGAAGUAGAAUUUUGCGGUGCACGUUAUAAAGGGUAUCAUUGGACUAAACAAUCGUGGGUUGACCCCGCCCGCGAAUCGCCGUUUACGGAUGAGCUUUUCCCAUUGUGCAUUUAUGACCAUUUUACGUCGGAAUUCAGAGAAGAGUCGCUUUCACGGCAUACCGGGUAAAUAUAAUUCACAAAUGAAUGCAAAUUUUCACAAAUGAACGCGGAAUUGUUUGUCGCCUGAACUUGUGUGUGUUAUACCUGCAUGGGUUAGUAAGUAAGUACAUGAUUGACACAAGGACAGUUGAAUUUAUUUGGAGUCAUUCGUCAAAGGAAUUGAAUCAUAGGCUGUUCGUUUUCAGUUCAUGUUUCUAAAACGAUAUGCUACGGACCUAUAAUAAGUGGUGAGAGAGCGAAAAUGUAUGAUCAUUCCGACAUGGAUUUAAAUUAAACUUUUUCGAUUCGUGCUGAAAUGAUAUACCCGGUUCGCCACAUUGGAAUCUUAUGUUGUAUCUUCAGUUACCCAUCGUUUACCGUCAAGCACUGUGAUCUAAAAGCCACUUUGUUUAAUGAAACUAACUGUUAGUUGUAUUACACGAGACAAUACCACGCGAAACUCUCAACAACAAUGCCAGACGAAAUUGAUGACGGCAUACAAAAUCCAGGUUUCGAAAGCGGCGAGUCCUUAGGAGACUCGGCUUCCAAAACUCGACCCGUCGGCGUAGUCAGACCGGUACAAGCGAAGGGUGCCGCGGAUGACGACGCGAAGCCGAGUCACGUUGAAGUGGAAGAUGCGGACGAUUCGUUGACAUGCGGAUGGGGUCCGCUAAGGCCGAAAUGCUUGCAAUGCUUCAACAGGCCCGCUGGAUUCCUCGUCUUUGUCUCCAUCUUCGGGUUCGUCCAAGGGAUGACCGUCAACGGACUCGUCUACGUCGUCACUACCACACUCGAACGCCGCUUCAACAUCCCCAGCGUCCGAUCGGGGUUCAUCUCCAGCUGCUACGACUUCGGGACGCUGAUCGUCGUCGCCUUCGUAACGUACUUCGGGGAGAGGGCCCACAAGCCGGUGUGGAUCGGGAUAGGAGCGCUGGGUUUCUCCUGCGGUUCUGUGCUGUUCAGUGUACCACAUUAUUUGACCGGGCCGUAUCAGUUUGAGUCUGUCGACGUUCCAACUUGUGAUCUGAAUAGUACGAUGCCGGGUGGGAGCACGGAGCUCGAACCAGGCCUCAGCCGUUAUUACAUCAUCUUCAUCGUCGCCCAGCUCAUUCACGGCAUCAGUGCUUCUGGGUUAUAUACCCUGGGCUAUACAUUCCUCGAUGAAAAUACUCCAGUUAGUAGAGCAUCUAUUUAUAUUGGUAUAUUUCAAGCAUCUUCCUUAUUCGGGCCUGCCUGUGGAUAUCUAAUAGGUGGUGUUAUACUCGAGAUCUAUACUGACCUUGAUGUUGACAUCUCUCAGUUAGGUAUUACUUCAGAUAGCCCACUUUGGGUUGGUGCGUGGUGGACUGGCUUUCUUCUGACCGCCGCCAUCUCUUUUCUGGUUGCUUUCCCGCUCAUGGCAUUUCCAAGAUCUUUACCAGGGAAGAAGAAAGUUAAACAGGCAUCACAGGAAUCACAGGCUCAGAAAGGUUCCGAAUUCAAACGACGGUCCGGUCUUAAGAAUGGCGUCAAGGAUUUCCCGAAAGCAAUCUGGUGCCUCGUCAAAAACCUGACGUUUCUUUUUAUGAGUAUUGGAGUGAUUACCGAGUGGUUCCUUCUUACUAGCUUCGCAACGUUUGGGCCAAAGUACCUGGAGACCCAGUUCAGUAUGACGUCCAGUGAUGCCGCACUAUUAGCUGGUUAUGUCAUCAUUCCAGCUGGGCUAGCCGGGACUAUCAUCGGGGGCAUCGUAGUUUCCAAACUAAAACUUCAUUUUAAAGGUAUGGUCACCAUGGCUCUGCUGUGUCUCUUCAUCUCUGUCCUCACCAUUCCAUCUUUCUUGGCAAGCUGUGGCAACCCUCCGGUAGCCGGUGUCACCGUACAGUACACCAACACUUCGCUGGUCUUCGAAGGUGAUGAAGCUGACAUAAACUCAGCGUGCAAUACUAAUUGUGGAUGUGGAUCAGCAUUUGACCCAGUUUGCGGUAGCAAUGGCAUUCUUUAUUACACGCCAUGCCACGCCGGCUGUGACGUCAUCAAUACAACUUCAAGUAUCAAGGCUUACAGUAACUGUUCUUGCAUCGAAUCCCCGGAUGCCGCCAAUGGCCUGCCAUCAUGGGCCGUCUCAGGGAAAUGCUCUCAGAAUUGUAGAUACGAAAUUUUAUUCAUCAUCAUGUUCUUCAUACUACUCGCUUUCACACUGAUGGCAACAGUACCUCUUACCAUGGCAACAAUGAGAUGUGUAUCUCAUGGUCAAAGGAGCUUUGCCUUGGGAUUCCAGUCUGUCUUGUUCAGAGCUUUCGGUACUGUUCCAAGUCCCGUUGUUUUCGGGGCUCUUAUUGACCGGACCUGUAUCCUUUGGGAAGAGGACGACAGCGGCGGCCGGCAAUGCUGGCAGUACGACAACGAAGCCUUCAGUCGUACCUCGCUCAUCCUCGCGAUGUCCCUCCGAUGCUGCUCCAUCGUUUUCCUCAUCGUAAGUCUAUGUCUAUAUAAGCCCGGCCCUAGCGGAGCGGACCCCGGGGCCGACGACGAGGAACCCGCCGUCAAGGUCGAGGAUGGGGUGACUGGAGAAACUCUGGAAAAUGGGAACGGUUACCAAACAAAAUUGUAAAGACGCGAAACAGUAAAAGUAAAAACGCCGAUAAAAAAAAAUAUUCAACGCUGUUCACUAUACUUUACAACAGCUUUUUAAUAGUUUAAAAAAAAACUAUGCAUAAAUUAUUGAUGAUUGAAUAUUGAAAAUUGAAAUUUGCAGUUUAAAACAUCGUUGUAUAAAAGAUUUGAAACAUAGUUUUUAUUGUGUAAUAUCAUGCUUGAUCUACGCCAUCCGGCGGGUGGAAAUAUUUAAUUUGUAUAGUCCUAUAUAUAGCAGAUGAUAAUCAUUUGUAUUUCUGCCAAGACAAAGACGAACUUGUCGCAAUACAAAUUACCUCAUAAGUAAAUUCUAUUGUAUAUUUAUCAAAGUAGGCCUAUCAAAUCGUAGAUUUGCCAUGAUGCCACAAUCGCUAUUGAUACAGUUCGAAGGCCUUAAAGAUCUUCAAAAUUAUUCGCAAUCAAAAGUCUUUCCAUUGCUUUGAUGUAUUCAAAAAUGUUAUUUCUUAAUGUGAAAUGAUAUGUAUUGAAUUUCGUAUUUUCAAGGCUAUUUUAUUUCUGCAAUGAAAUGUCACUCCCCUCUUUUUUAAUGCAUCUCAACGGUUCUCUACCCCCUCCCCCUCUCUCUCAUAAUAUCGUUUCCCUCUAUAAUGGAACAACUAUUUUCCCUCUUGUUUAUUUCUGUUUCUUUCACUUAACCUUCUCUUGCAGUCCCUCCUCUGUGUCUUACGUCGACCUCUUUCAUAAUAUGCUCCUUCUCAUUUUUUAUCAUUUUCAUUAUCUUCAGGGGCCCAUUUCAUAGAACUUAUUUCAACAAAUUUGCCUUAUUGUUUUACGCUACUGAAAUCAUUCGAUUUGAUUGGCUGAUAGUGAAUUCAUUGUAAUUUUUUUUAUGAAAAGGGACCCCAAUUAUUUUGUCAUUAUGGGGGUGUGUGUGUGUGUGUGAGGGGAGUGGGGCGGUAUUUAUCUCCUUUAACUCUACCGUAUUUUGAUAGGGGAUGUUAGUCACUUCCAAAUAUGAAAAUAAAAAAAACUAUCCUUAAAGAGAGAGAGAAAAAAACAUUUUGAAGAAAGGCUUGCUGCGCUUUUGCUCGCUUCAUUCACACGCAUAUAAUUCUUCCAUAAGGGCAUUUGUCUUCUCCUUGCUGUCUUUCUCCUAAUUUCCUUUACAUCCACUCUCCAUUUACAAAUAGCAUCCGUUUUGAAAUAUAUCUAUAAAGCACUGAGAGACGUCAUUCAGAUGUAUUAAGUGCUAUAUAAAAGCGGAUUUAUCUAUUAUCUUAUUUCUAUUUUCUGUUUAUAAUGAAGUACAAUUGUCAUGUCACUUCAUUUUGCAGGUCGGUUCACAAGUUUGAACAACUCACUAGAUGUCUUUCAAAUCUAUAUUUACAAUUUAAAGUACUAUAUUAUUCAUGUGUACCGUUAAAGGGGACGUUAACCCUGAAGUAAAUCUGUUUUUAGUAAAACAAAAAAAUGAUGAGAUAAAAUAACCCAAUGACAGUUUGGCGAAAUUUUUUAACAGAUAAACGAAGUUGUGAAACGUUUUGUUCUGUAUCGUCGUACGCAAGCAGUUCCCCGGAUGUGAUAUAAAUUACAGACUAAGUGUUUUUCUCAGAAAAUUGAGAAACAUCAUUCAGGAACAUUAUUGCACGAACGCCUCUAAGAGCAAAGAAAAAAUAGUCUUCAUGGAAUAUUGGCCAUUAAAAAUCUAAUUUUUGGAUUUUGUUUAAUUACGUGUAUGUAUGGCUUAGUUGCUCCCAUAUGCAACGUCACAGGAUCCAAUCAUAAUUUAAUUAUUCUUUGAUAGAUUUUUGGGUCGCACCUUCACUUGAUGCUGUCGUUAUUUUUCUGAUGUCAUUAGUAAAACCAGCUUGAUGCCAGGAUGUAGUUCCCAUUUUAGGGUGAACGCAGUUGAAGUUUUAAUGGUCGGGGGAAGAGCAUGAGUAUAUGCACAAUAUAUAAUAUAUUAUAUUUGGGACAGAUUAUUUGAAAUGUAAAUUGUAUUUUAACAGUACUAGGUGCCUUGUAGAGAGAGAGAGAGAGAGAGAGAGAGAGUAUUGUUAUUGCAUUGGCAGCUGUAUGAGGUUUUACCUCUAUAGAAUAAUCAUGUAUUUUUUUAUGCAUUUGAUAAAUUUUCUUGUAUGUUAAAAAAUGGAAUAAAAUACAAAUGUGCCUUGAUAAAGAUCAAUUUACAAUAUAUUUCCCUUGUAUUACAGUUUUAACUGCUAACUUAUUUUUUUAGUUAUAUCCGGUCGAUGCAGUUCGAAAUACUGGUUAUCUAUUUGAUGACGACAUUCCUUCACUACUAAUAUGCCAUGGUAUUUAUAAAUUUAUGCAAAUCUUUAUAGAUGCGUGAACACAAGAGAAGACGUCAUAAAAAUUAGGCAAGUUCAAACAUUAAUGAGAGAUGGAUUGUUGUUUCUUGGCAAGUCACUUACAGGUAUUCACAGAUGGCACGUCGAAAUAACGAUUUUUUUUUUCAUUUGCCAUAUUCACUUGUUUAAAAUGAGUUUCCUGUACUGGGAAUUCUAAAAAUCGAAUUGCUUGAAACAAUUUAAUUGAAAUGAGGUGACGAGUAUGUCUAAUGGGAAUUCAGAAAACUGAGUUGUUUAAAACGAGAUGCCGAAUAUUUACAAUAUAACACAUUGAACCAAUCAAAUGAGGUGACGAAUAAUGGGAAUUAUGCAAAAUUCAAAUCAACUUGUUAAAAUGAGGUACCGAAUAACUUUAACACAACAACUUGACUUAAUCAAAAGGAAGGAGGCGAUGAGAAAUAGGAAUUUCGCAAAUCAGAUUAUUUAAAAUGAGAUGACGAGCAGUUUUUUAUACAAAAAAAAAAUCGAUAUAGAACCAAAAUGAGGUGACGAGUAAUAGGAAAUUCAGCAAAUCUGCUGAACGAGUCGCCGGAUUAUUUCAUACAUCGCGGUAGUACAACACAUUUACUUAUUUUAACAGAUGACAAUUUUCUUAAUUCAAUGUGUCAUAUUUUUUUCUUCAUAAUGUCCCCGACAUAGUUAAGCUUCCUUGAUUUACACUAAAAAUUCCAUUGAAACUGUAUUUGAAACACCGUAUUCAUUUUGAUCACAUUUCUAUUUGUUGCAUAUGUUUAUGAAUAUUUCUGAGUAGAUACAUGUUAUUAUGAUGAUCUAUUUUUAUGUAUAUACGGAAUAAAGAUAACAUCUUAAAUUAGA